Messenger RNA from Rangifer tarandus platyrhynchus (Svalbard reindeer), 606 nucleotides. The record is from the annotation of a GenBank genome assembly. Lineage: Eukaryota; Metazoa; Chordata; Mammalia; Artiodactyla; Cervidae.
AUGGCAUCUGGAGAUGACAGUCCUAUCUUUGAAGAUGACGAAAGCCCUCCUUACAGCCUAGAAAAAAUGACAGAUCUUGUAGCUGUUUGGGAAGUUGCUUUAAGUGAUGGAGUUCAUAAAAUUGAAUUUGAACAUGGGACUACAUCAGGCAAGCGAGUGGUGUAUGUAGAUGGGAAGGAAGAGAUAAGAAAAGAAUGGAUGUUCAAAUUGGUGGGCAAAGAAACCUUCUGCGUUGGAGCCGCAAAGACCAAAGCAACCAUAAGUAUUGAUCCCGUCCGUGCUUUCGCUUAUGAAUAUACUCUGGAAAUUAAUGGGAAGAGUCUCAAGAAGUAUAUGGAGAACAGAUCAAAAACCACCAGUACUUGGGUAUUACAUUUGGAUAGUGAGGACUUUAGAGUUGUGUUAGAGAAAGACACUAUGGAUGUAUGGUGCAAUGGUAAAAAAAUGGAGACAGCGGGUGAAUUUGUAGAUGAUGGGACCGAAACUCACUUCAAUAUUGGGAAUCAUGACUGUUACAUAAAGGCUGUCAGUAGCGGCAAGCGGAAAGAAGGGAUUAUUCAUAGUCUCAUUGUGGAUAACAGAGAAAUCCCAGAGAUUCUGAAAUGA